Messenger RNA from Stomoxys calcitrans (stable fly), 2357 nucleotides. RefSeq names its product serine/threonine-protein kinase PAK mbt (gene mbt). Lineage: Eukaryota; Metazoa; Arthropoda; Insecta; Diptera; Muscidae. Gene Ontology annotation, biological process: regulation of MAPK cascade; protein phosphorylation; intracellular signal transduction. The record is from RefSeq and is a predicted model, not a curated record. Gene Ontology annotation, molecular function: protein serine/threonine kinase activity; ATP binding. Bases 130 to 2157 code for a protein of 675 amino acids. The transcript is spliced from 4 exons. Gene Ontology annotation, cellular component: cytoplasm.
UAAAACAAGAGCUGUCGACUACGGGAGGAUUAUUUUUUACGGAAAAAGUAUUUAUUUUUGCAAAUUAGACGUAUUUUUAUUGUUUUUAUACAUUGUAAACCACCGAAUUAAUUAAAAUUUAGUGCAAAUAUGUUCUCAAAGAAAAAGAAGAAGCCUUUAAUAUCGAUGCCCAGUAAUUUUGAGCAUAGAGUGCACACGGGAUUUGAUAAACGGGAACAGCGCUAUGUGGGGCUUCCAAUGCAAUGGGCUAGUAUUGUAGGUAACAAUCAAAUAUUGAAGUCAACAAAUAGACCACUUCCAUUGGUGGAUCCAUCUGAGAUAACACCUACAGAAAUAUUAGAUUUAAAGACUAUUGUUCGACCUCACCAUAACAAUAACAAGGCAGAUACGACAUCAUUAAAUAGUAGCAUAGCUGCGCAAUCAACAAUUGGUGGCGGAGGAGGAGGUUUGGGAACGGGUCAACAUGUUCAUGUUAUGGGUAUGGAUAAUGGGUCCGCAAUGGGGGGUGGUAUAGUAUUACCCAAGACUUCUCAUGUGGCGAGAUCUAAUUCCUUGCGAAGUUCAAGCCCGCCCAGAGUGCGACGUGAUUUACGGGGAAAUGCUAAUGUGCCACCAGCUGUUCCGGAGGAGAGAGAGUCCAUAUCAAGUGGUGGCGGAGUUAAUGCCAUAUCAACGACAGUGCAUGGCAUGAAUUCAAACAUUUCCGGAUAUAAGCCACAACAACAAAUUGCGGGCGCAACUGCCCCCCACGGAAUGUAUGGUGGCCAACAACAUGCAAAUGGUAUAGCAGGGGGUCCUUUGGCUGUACGUACAGACUUUAGCACCCAAUCUGGAGCUGGAUCGUUGCAGUUCCGUUCUGGAGCACCACAUAUGCAUGGUCAACAAACAUCGCCAGUGGGAUCCAUUGCCAGCAAUACACGUUCAACUCAUUCCCAUAUUUCUUCUCAUUCCCAUGGACAUCACAUGAACACUAAUACAGCUAUAAUGAAUAACUUGCCCAUGUAUCCCUCACCCCAAGGACAAAUGCAUGGGCAACCACCUCCAGCUCUACCGCCCCAUGGAGCACAUCAUCAACAGCAGCAACUCUUGUCACAACAACAGCCUGGAAAACAAUUAUUGGCUUCAGACCAAAAUCAAAAUCCACAUCAAAUGCAUUUACAUGGUAAAACAGCAUCGCGAGCUUCCAGUUCGAGUGGGGGUACAGUAGGCAUUGGUGGCACAAGUGCAACUGGUGGUAGUACAGCAACAGCACCACCGCCUAAACAAGAGCCACGUCUAACACAUGAACAGUUUCGUUCUGCCCUGCAAAUGGUUGUUUCCGCUGGCGAUCCACGCGAAAAUUUAGACAAUUUCAUGAAAAUUGGCGAAGGUUCAACUGGCACAGUUUGCAUUGCCACUGAUAAAUCAACUGGUCGUCAAGUAGCUGUUAAGAAAAUGGAUUUGCGCAAGCAACAACGUCGCGAGCUAUUGUUUAAUGAGGUUGUAAUUAUGCGUGACUAUCAUCAUCCAAAUAUUGUUGAGACCUAUUCAAGUUUUCUGGUCAACGAUGAACUCUGGGUGGUUAUGGAAUAUUUGGAGGGUGGUGCUCUAACCGAUAUUGUCACACAUUCUCGCAUGGAUGAGGAACAAAUAGCUACAGUUUGCAAGCAAUGCUUAAAGGCAUUAGCCUAUUUACAUUCACAGGGUGUAAUUCAUCGCGAUAUUAAAUCUGAUUCAAUACUCCUGGCAGCUGAUGGACGUGUGAAAUUGUCCGAUUUUGGUUUCUGUGCCCAAGUCUCUCAAGAGUUGCCGAAACGCAAAUCACUGGUGGGCACACCGUAUUGGAUGUCUCCCGAGGUUAUUUCACGUUUGCCUUAUGGACCCGAAGUCGAUAUUUGGUCGCUAGGCAUAAUGGUUAUAGAAAUGGUGGAUGGUGAGCCACCCUUCUUUAACGAGCCGCCAUUACAGGCUAUGCGACGCAUACGAGAUAUGCAACCACCAAAUCUAAAGAAUGCUCAUAAGGUGUCACCACGUUUGCAAUCUUUUCUGGAUCGUAUGUUGGUGCGGGAUCCAGCGCAGAGAGCAACGGCAGCUGAAUUAUUGGCUCAUCCUUUUUUGAGGCAAGCUGGACCACCUUCUCUACUAGUGCCCCUUAUGCGUAACUCAAGGCAGCAUUAAAAUAAAAAAAAAAUACAAAAGCUUCAAAGUGAAAAUUUCUUUUAGUGUUGUAAUAAACCACUAUGGCUACUUAAUUAAAAUAUCCGUUUCCUGCCUACAGGCAUAAAAUACACAUUCCCCCCACUUACAAGAAAAGUAUUGUUCUUUUAUUACCCAAAUGUAUUCAUAUUGGCAGUACUAAUACCUACAUAUAUAUUUUU